UUUCGACUUAAAUGUUUUUUAUGAACGUGACGUCAUUAAUAUUUAUUAUUUUAAUCUAAAAAGAUGAACAUUUAUUUAUUUAUUUAUUUCAUGUUUACAAAAGUCUUUGUAUUAAAGCCGCACUGUGUCACUUUUCCGUCGGACGCUCGUCUCCGUGGAGAUGUUAUUGAUUUGUCUGGAAUGUUCCGUCGUGUGGCUUUAAACGACGCUGAUGCAGACUGAACCGGAGCGAGAGCCGGGUCAGUUUCAGGUGAAAAUGGACGAGGAGCCGGAACGAACGAAACGCUGGGAGGGCGGCUACGAGAGGACCUGGGAGGUGUUGAAGGAGGAUGAGUCUGGUUCUCUCAAAGCUUCAGUGGAAGAAAUCCUGUUUCAGAACAAACGCAAACGGGUGAUCGAGAAUCAUGGACAAGUCCGUCUGGGAAUGAUGCGUCACUUGUUUGUGGUGGUGGACUGUUCCAGGAGCAUGGAGGACCAGGACCUCAAACCCACAAGACUCACCUGCACUCUGAAGCUUCUGGAAAAGUUUGUGGAGGAGUAUUUCGACCAGAAUCCAAUCAGCCAGUUGGGAAUCAUCACGACCAAGAACAAACGGGCCGAGAAGCUCACGGACCUGUCAGGAAACCCGUCCAAACACGUGUUUGCUCUGAGGAAGGCGGCGGACGGCGUCUGUCUGGGAGAACCAUCUCUCUACAACGCCCUGAACCUCGCCGCCGCCACACUCAGGCACAUGCCUGGACACACGAGCAGAGAGGUCCUGAUCGUCAUGAGCAGCUUGACCACGUGUGACCCGAGCAACAUCUACGACCUCAUCAAGACCCUGAAGUCCCUGCGUGUGCGUGUGUCUGUGGUGGGUCUGUGUGCCGAGGUCCGUGUGUGUUCGGUUCUGACCCGUGAGACCGGAGGUCGGUACCACGUGAUCCUGGACGAGGGACACUUCAAAGAACUGCUCCUGAUGCACGUGACUCCGCCCCCGAGCGCCGCCGCCGCCGACUGCUCGCUCAUACGCAUGGGUUUCCCUCAGCACACAGUUGUGUCUCUGAACGACCCGGACGCCAAACCUUCGUUCAGUUCAGCUCACCUGGAGAGCAGCGCCGGUCCAGGUCCGGGUUCGGGUUCUGGUCCGGGUCCUGGUUCCGGUCCGGGUCCAGGUCCGGGUCUCUCUCUGGGCGGGUACUUCUGUCCUCAGUGUAACGCCAAAUACACCGAGCUCCCGGUCGAGUGUAAAGUCUGUGGUACAACUCCAUUUCACUUUUUCUUCUUCGUGUUCUGACCCGUGUUCUGGACGUUCUGACCCGUGU
Messenger RNA from Boleophthalmus pectinirostris (great blue-spotted mudskipper), 1301 nucleotides. RefSeq names its product general transcription factor IIH, polypeptide 2 (gene gtf2h2). The transcript has 12 exons. Lineage: Eukaryota; Metazoa; Chordata; Actinopteri; Gobiiformes; Gobiidae. The record is from RefSeq and is a predicted model, not a curated record. Gene Ontology annotation, biological process: nucleotide-excision repair; regulation of transcription by RNA polymerase II; DNA-templated transcription. The coding region runs from base 212 to 1273 and encodes 353 amino acids. Gene Ontology annotation, cellular component: transcription factor TFIIH holo complex; transcription factor TFIIH core complex.